Lentinula edodes (shiitake mushroom) is the source of this 1234-nucleotide messenger RNA. RefSeq lists its product as uncharacterized. NCBI's taxonomy places the organism in Eukaryota, Fungi, Basidiomycota, Agaricomycetes, Agaricales, Omphalotaceae. Bases 437 to 1063 code for a protein of 208 amino acids. The transcript has 5 exons. The record is from RefSeq and is a predicted model, not a curated record.
AAGGUCUAAUAUAGAUACCAUCGCAUCCUCGUUGUUGUCGGGAACGUGAACUUCGAAAUUGAGAGUCAUGACUGACUAUUUAACUUGUUCGUCCUAAAUUCUUUGUGGUGAACGCCGCCUGCUUUUCCUCCUUAACUCCAAAAAGUGCUUCAGCUGUUUUUCUUUUGAUGCGAGUGUUGCCACAGGGCAGUGCGAAAGAUAUCGUGGUCUAAAUUCUACAGUCCGUCUGCGCGAAAGCAUUCUGCUGCCUAUGCUAAAAAUCCCGGAAGGGCUUGAAAUGGUGUUAGACCAUCUCAGUCCUCCAUUGCCUCUUCUUAGCUCUUCUUUCAAAGCUGACCCAGCAUGUCGUCGGUUCCGUCGUCUCCCUACGCAGACACGAGCUACGGCAUAACAGUCGCCGACGGCGUGUCCAAACAGAAAAACGGUGCUGGGAUUGAUGCGACGGAACAUGUAUAAAGAGACUGGGAAGAACGGAAUUUACUCCUCUUUCAAUUUGUCCCCCCAAAUACUGCUGGUCAGUAAUUCCUUCAUCGUGCACCGCUGCGUAAUCCUCAUUCUUCUUCAUUACAUGCACAUCAACGUCGCUAAUAUCGUUCUUGGUCUCGUCUAUGCUUUGUCCUCUGUGGUGUACGCAGCACCUACUAUUGGGAAUUCUAUGCAGAUACUAGAUCAUUUCCCCGCUCCAUCUCCCUAUCCACUAAAAAUCACCGUCUCAGUCAAUCUUCCUCACGGACGUCCAUUCGCGCCUCAGGAAUCAAUGCCCUACGUCCCACCAAAAGACUUUUCCUGUCGUCUACACGAGAUUAUUCAAUCUCUCAUGAGAACCUGGACGAAAAACGCCAAACAAGAAGUCCAACUGCAUUACCAAAAUGCGUUCUUGGACGUCAAACCUUCCGGCACGGACGAAAUCCAAGUAACGUUUUUUGAUGAUUACUUCUGCAGAGCUGAUCCGGGUCGAAAUCCGUGCACGAUCCAUUUGCCGUACAAUGGCCAAUCGUAUUUCACAGCGCGCGAUUCCAUAAAAUGGGUUCCUCCAAAAAGAAUACAAUGUUCUGUGAUGUAGUAAUAUGGCAUGUACGAAUUUGGGGCAGGUUGUACAGUCUUUAAUCUUGUAUUAUGUGCAUGGGUCGUCUGAUAUGUGUUCAAGGAGAGUCGCAGGAGGCGCCGUGAUUAAUCACAGAUGCUUGUCAUGCAAAUACUAGUCAACCUAACCCCCUGGAACCUGCUUCCAAUA